This is a messenger RNA of Trichoderma asperellum CBS 433.97, 449 nucleotides long. RefSeq lists its product as uncharacterized. NCBI's taxonomy places the organism in Eukaryota, Fungi, Ascomycota, Sordariomycetes, Hypocreales, Hypocreaceae. The record is from RefSeq and is a predicted model, not a curated record. Gene Ontology annotation, cellular component: mitochondrion. Gene Ontology annotation, biological process: mitochondrial respiratory chain complex I assembly; electron transport chain.
UUCCAAUCAAGCCUCGUUCGAUAUCACCAGUAGAGUCCAAUUGCAAGCACCUCAAUUGGCACCAUGCUUGCUACAAGAGCACUGCGAAUGGCCCACGGGCCCAAGCCCAACAUCACCGGCUUCAACAUGCGCGCCUUCAAGGAGGCCACCGGUCAGCCUCGAUACGAUCCUUGGGAGAGAGCCGAGGCAUGGCGAUACAAGGGCACCUUUUCCCGCUGGAACAGAUUCAGAACCGGUUUCCCCGGCCUGGGAAUCGCCACUGUUGCAUUUGCUGGAUACUGCGGCUACGAGUACCUGUUCUUGAAUGACGAGCACCAUGGCGAGGGUCACGGCGAGGGUCACCACUAAAGCGUUGUUUUGUUCUGCGAGGGCGGCAUUGUUGGAAGAUGGUUUUUUUUUUUUUUCAGAGGCAAAGCGGUGUGGAGGAAGAAGAGAGAGAAAGACGGAAA